This is a messenger RNA of Cryptomeria japonica (Japanese cedar), 687 nucleotides long. RefSeq lists its product as uncharacterized. Lineage: Eukaryota; Viridiplantae; Streptophyta; Pinopsida; Cupressales; Cupressaceae. The record is from RefSeq and is a predicted model, not a curated record. The transcript is spliced from 2 exons. Bases 1 to 687 code for a protein of 228 amino acids.
AUGAGCUCCGAUGCCAUCCAUGUACGCUUCUUCAUAAAUUCUAAAACUGGACUUAUCGCAUAUGCCGAGGGUGGAGAGGAGUUUGCUAAACUUCUUUUCAGCUUUCUUGAUGUGCCCAUGGGUUGCAUCCUCAAACUACAUCACCCUGCAAUGCAACUUGGCUCUCUCUCCAAUCUGCGCGGUAGCGUAGAAAAUCUGCCCCCUGACUAUAUGACUACGGAUAGAUCUCGGCUGCUCGACCCCAAAUUUAUAAGCAACUACCCUAAAAUUCUUAGAAUCGAAGGCGGAAAAUAUUAUAUUUGCCCUACUCUUGAACAUUCGAGUAAUAAGAGAAUGCACAAUUUGAGCUACAGCAGCGGACAGAAAUGUAGAUGCGGACAGCCUAUGGACACCCUCGUUCAGCAACGCCAGAAGAGCAAUGGCAACCGGGCCAGCGGAAGCGGGAGCAAUUCUCUGCCAGAAAUUCUUCCGUAUAUAAUAACAGAUGACCUCCAGAUAAUAGAGUAUUCAACUAUCGAAAUUAUAAUGUUGCUUAAGAAUCUCAAUAUCAAACAUGAAUCAGAACUUGUAAAAAUUACUGCAAUUGUGGACGGCACCAAGGCAUUGGAGCUUGUGAAGGCUUCUCCGUAUUCAAAAACUGUAUUAAACGACGUUUUCUCUUUCCGAAUUGAUGGACAACUUGGAUGA